CAUGGAGGGAGAACCCAAGGCUUCCCCUACGGACCGCUUCCCAACCGCUACAUCGAAAGUUCAGGAAGAGACAGAAAAGCUUAUCCGGACAUUGUUCGAGACUGCCAAACCUCAGCGAUAUACACUCAACCGGAAUGCACAUCUGAACUUUGUCGCCCGCUUCGUCUUUCAAGGGUUCCCUAGGCGCUAUAUGUCGCAAGAUGCAAGCCAGCCAUGGUUGCUGUUUUGGACAUUCCAAUCAUUUCAGACACUCGGAGUGAAGUUUGACGAUGGCAAUCGGACACGUGCAGUUUCAACGGUUCUUCGUUAUCAGCAUCCUCAAGGAGGAUUCUGCGGUGGUCCUGGACAGAAUGCUCAUCUACUUGCUAAUUAUGCUGCCGUGUGCUCGAUAGCCAUUAUGGGUUUCGCUGGUCCCAACGGGGGAUGGGAUCAGAUCGAUCGCGUUAAAAUGUACGAAUGGCUCAUGUCACUCAAACAACCAGACGGCUCCUUUCUUGUUAGUGCGCACGCUGAAGUCGACGUGAGGGGUAUCUAUUGCCUUCUUGUUGUUGCUACACUUCUCGAUAUUAUGACGCCUGAGCUGGUUGAAGGUCUCGACACGUUCUUGGCAAGCUGCCAGACUUACGAAGGGGGUUUUAGCGCUGCUUCUCAACCCUACUUCUCCGCUUCCGACGCUGACACGAAGCCCAAUGGGGAGACUUUACUUACUUACCCUCGGCCACCUCUCGGAGAAGCACAUGGGGGUUACACUUAUUGUGCUUUAGCCGCAUUGGCGCUUCUUGAGCCCAUCAAGAUGGCUGAGACGCCCCAUCAGCCGCUCAGAUCGACGACACGUUGGAUGGGCUUGAAUAUCAAGCGCUUAUAUCGGUGGGCCGCAAGCUUGCAAGGUGCUGAAGUUGAAGGUGGCGGUUUCCGAGGUCGGACGAAUAAACUGGUGGAUGGUUGUUAUAGCUGGUGGGUUGGAGGGCUAUUCCCAAUUUUGGACGAUAUUAUGGGGGAACCCCUGAUGUCGAGGGAUGCUGCAGGGAGAGAUACUACAGUUGAUGAACAUGGCGAAGAUGAGUGGGCUGAUGAUGAUAUCGAAAGUCUUUUUAAUCGGCAAGCACUGCAGAGAUUUAUUCUCAUAUCGUCCCAAGCGGACACGGGCGGUUUGCGCGACAAGCCCAGCAAACCAGCAGAUGCAUACCAUACCUUGUACAACCUUUCCGGUCUUUCAGCCGCCCAGCAUCGUUUACACCGGCCGCCGCAGGAACGUGAAAGAGUUGCCAAAGCAUGGAAGUCUUCUUGGAGUUUACCAAUCAUUAAGCCCAAUGGAAACGCUGUCGAGAGGUUCCCCGAUGAGGUAAGGAGGGAGAUAUUUGUUACAAGCACGUCGUGGGUUGAGGAUGAGCCCGCAUCGCGAUACGUGGGGGGGAAAGUCAAUCGAGUGAAUGCCACUCAUCCAGUCUUUGAUUUGACUAUGACAACCACGAAGGCUUUUAUGGAUCAUUUCUAUGCUCAAGGUAUUUGACGACAGUAAUCAUGUAGGAUGGUAAACUUUUGUAGUUGUACAUAAGGAUUGUAGGGCGUUAAUUGAUUUAUUCCACACUU
Molecule: messenger RNA, 1590 nt
Organism: Cantharellus anzutake
Lineage: Eukaryota; Fungi; Basidiomycota; Agaricomycetes; Cantharellales; Hydnaceae
Product: terpenoid cyclases/Protein prenyltransferase
Exons: 9
Biological process (GO): protein farnesylation
Cellular component (GO): protein farnesyltransferase complex
Molecular function (GO): protein farnesyltransferase activity
Source: RefSeq, a predicted model, not a curated record